This is a messenger RNA of Volvox carteri f. nagariensis, 981 nucleotides long. RefSeq lists its product as uncharacterized. The record is from RefSeq and is a predicted model, not a curated record. NCBI's taxonomy places the organism in Eukaryota, Viridiplantae, Chlorophyta, Chlorophyceae, Chlamydomonadales, Volvocaceae. The transcript is spliced from 2 exons. Gene Ontology annotation, biological process: protein complex oligomerization; response to hydrogen peroxide; response to heat. Bases 73 to 573 code for a protein of 166 amino acids.
CUCCCGCACAUCAAGUGCUUAAUCGUUAUCAGAUACCACGGUGGUUUUCGGGUACCAGUUACCCUAGCAGUCAUGGCACUCACGCUCUUCAACGACCCCUUCAUGACUGAGAUGGACCGGACCAUGAACAGGAUGCUGUCGUCUUUCGGUAUCCCGACAUCCCGGGGCACCGCGACGGCCAAUUGGCCUGUGGAUAUUCUCCGCCCCUUCACCGGCACCACCACCGGCGCGACUAGCAUGCCCAUGGACAUAAUUGAGACGCCCACCGCCUACGAGCUGCACGCUGACACUCCCGGCAUGGCGCCUGAGGACGUCAAGGUGGAGCUUCACGAGGGCGUGCUGACGGUAAGCGGCAACCGCAAAAUAGCGCGCGAGGAGAAGGAUGCGCAGGGCAAGGUGUGGCGCAGCGAGCGCAGCUCCUACAGCUUCGCGCGUUCCUUCACGCUUCCGGAGAAUGUAAACAGCGACAACAUCUGCGCUACAAUUGACAAGGGCGUGCUGAAGGUCUGUGUGCCAAAGAAGGAGACCGAGCCCAAGCCCGAGCCCAAGCGCAUCACCGUGACCGGAGCUUAAGACCGAGAAGACAUCCAGAGCUCCUUUCCACCAAGGGGUGCAUUUGGACUUGGCUCGGUCGUGCUUUAUCUCUCUUGCCUUGUGCUGCUUGUAGAUUUUGGCGAGAGGUGGGGACAAGUGUAAGGGAACAAGAAGGGGGCCUGGGUAUAGUAGCCAAUGGACAACUUUUCCUAUGUCUGGGCGUCAUAUCUCGUUGCGGGGUGGGGGCUUGGGAGGUUUUUUUCCAUUAACGUGUGUGUGUGUGUGUGUGUGUGUUUGUGUGUGUUUGUGUGUGUUCGCCAAUGUAAAAGGAUGAAACGUCAUAUUUAAAGAAAUGUCGUGAGGCAUGAGGGGGAUCCGCCGAUCGAGGUCUGGUUUCCACUUUGCGGAUUUGCACACUGGUCCGUUACCUGUAACAGGUUUGGUUCC